This is a messenger RNA of Mytilus californianus (California mussel), 4353 nucleotides long. Its product is annotated as zinc finger protein 62 homolog. The transcript has 5 exons. NCBI's taxonomy places the organism in Eukaryota, Metazoa, Mollusca, Bivalvia, Mytilida, Mytilidae. The record is from RefSeq and is a predicted model, not a curated record. Bases 133 to 3720 code for a protein of 1195 amino acids. Gene Ontology annotation, biological process: regulation of transcription by RNA polymerase II. Gene Ontology annotation, molecular function: DNA-binding transcription factor activity; RNA polymerase II cis-regulatory region sequence-specific DNA binding.
UCCGCCAUAUUGGAAAUGAUGUGGAUCUUAGGUUUCUCGAUUAAUGUUGAAUAUACAUGAUAUAGGUAGACUAUAGGAAUAUGAUUUAACAAUUUAAAGAUAAAUUAAGAACCAACAACAAUAACUGCAGCCAUGGAAACAGACAUAUUAGAAGAAUUUGAUAAAGACCAGUUCCUUGAAUAUUCAAGGUCAACAACAAGUAAAAUGCUACUGGCAGUUACACUGGAUACUAGUUCCAUGACGAUGACUUCUUUUGCUUCACAGCUUGGGAACAACUUUCUACAGCAAAGUGUGGAGUGUGCAGGAUUAGAUAUUCUGAAAGAACUACAGGAGUUUCUGUCAGGCCACUAUAAGACAAAGAAACUGAAACUUGAGAAUAAAUUGUUGAAAGAUGAGAGCAACGAUGAGGACCAAAAGAAAAUAGCAAGAGACAGAAAGAGAAAGCAAGAGGGACCACUCACAACAGACAAAAAGCAAAAAAUGACAGAAAAAGACCUUAAAUCAACGUCUCCAAAUAAAGACAUGACGAGUCUUGCCACCAUACAAAUAGAAAAUGCAAUGUCAAGGAGUGGAAGGAAAAUAAAAACACCAAAAUGGUUGCUGGGAAAUGAAAUAUCAGUAACAACGGGGAAGGAGAAAACUAUAAAUGUCUCCGUAACAAAAUCUAGGUUGGAUGAAUCAUCUGAUCAAAUACAGAGUUCAGUUUCCAGGAAGAUAACAAGUUCAGUUCUUAAAAAACAGAAGCCUAAUUUUAAUAAAUCAGAAGUAACAAAUGAAAAAAUAAUGCCAAACAAGUCUUCUCUUUUGAAAAAAAUCGUGAAAGAAAUAAAAGUUGAGAUCAAGGAUAAGGGCACCAGUCAGGAAAGCAAGAAGAAUAACAAUAAGGAGGAUCUUACAGAUAAUGAAAAUAAACAGGAUGUUAAGAUGCGUAACACUGGACAGUACACCAAGAAAAGUAACAAUACUCGGGACACUACAGAUAGUGAAAAUAUACAGGAUGUCGAGAACAUAAACAGUGCACAGCACAAUAAAGAUGAUGACAUUGACCAGGAGAUCAAAGGUUUUGGCAAUGGAUGGAGUAAUAAGGUCACUGACAACGAAAAAGAGAUCAAAGUAGAAAGCUGCGUACAAGAGUCUAAUGAUAAGAACAAAAUACAGGACAUUCCAUUGGAAGACAAUGGACAAGACACCAACUAUAAGGGCAAUGAACAGGACAAACUAAAAUCAAAUGAUUCCGAUGAAAAAUUUGUAAAUUGGGCUUAUGGGAUUGCCAUCCACUGUGAAGACAGAAUGAACGAAAACAAGGGAAUCUUUAAAUGCAGAAAGUGUGAUAAAGAAAUGUCAUCUUCAUUGGAGAGGGUUCGGCAUGAAGUAAAUGAUCACAACUUUAUUGUAAUGUUGAAAAUGAUAGAUCAUUGUGCUAAACCAUUUAAAUGUCCUUUAUGUAGACGAUGUAUGAAGUUUGAAGAAUCUAUGCGUACACAUAUCGUUGAGCACACUACUAUAGAUGUAACAGACCUCACUUGUAAUGUUUGUAAAUUACAAUUCAUUAACAAAGUGCGGUUAAGAGAUCAUAUGCUAACGCAUGGAGAGGCAAAAUUCCCCUGUCAGAAUUGUGGAAAGAAAUUUCGGAUGAUGAAAUAUGUCCGUCGUCACAUGAUUGAAAGCUGUUGUUCUAAAGUUUCAGCUGAUAAAAGAAAAGAUUGUGAUAAUGAGCAACCAGCCCAAGCAAAUUCUAGCAUAGACAGAUAUUUAGCAGUAAAUAAUUUAUCUGAUGAUGUAAUGAAGGUCAAUGGUAGUGGUAGUCAGAUUAUGCCGGGUCAAAUGGAAAGAGUAUCGGUACUAAAGACUGAAGAUUCUUUGGAUGCAAAGUUUGCUGCUGGUGGGGAUGUAGAAACUUCAGAUUUGUCUGCUGAUAAGUUGUCUUUGAAAUUGAACAGUAAUAAAAGAUUUGCUGAUGAAAAUGAGCAGGCUGAAGAGAACAUUAUAUCAUCUUCCCCAUUAUCCUGUGAAAUUUGUCAAGAAACAUUUAUGAAGAAGUGGAAUUUGCAACGCCACAUGUUACGAAAACAUAGAAAUGAAGAAGUUUUUCAGUGUGAAGUUUGUCAGGAAACUUUCAAGAAAAAGUUUACUUUGACUAGUCACUUGAUAAGAGAACAUAAUUUUGCCAAAGACUUUAAAGUCGUUUGUGAAAAGCCUGAAGUACAAAGUGAAAAUUUUAAAUGUAGAGAAUGCGAUGAAAUAUUCUUUUCUUCAAUGGAAAGAGUUCGUCAUGAGCUUUACGAUCAUGACUCUGCUGUUCUUGAGAGGUACACUGGACCUGCUAAAAAAGGGAAAUUUAAAUGUCCUAUAUGUAAAAAUAAAAGAGAAACUGUUCAAACCAUGAAGUCACAUAUACGUGAUCACUUUGAAACAGAUAUCAGUGAAUUGACAUGUAGCGUUUGUAAAUUGCAAUUCAAAACUAAAAACAGACUUCAAAAUCAUUUACCAAUACACAGUGAACCAAAGUAUCCAUGUCAGAAAUGUGGUAAAAAGUUUCGUAUGCUUAAAUAUGUCAAACGCCAUAUGCUAGAAACACAUAAAGUUGCAGGACCGCCCCUCACAAAAGGGAAACAAGACCAUGAAAAGACUACAGAAAAUAAGAAGCCGAAGAAAACACCAGGAAUUUGUGAUGUUUGUGGAAAAGUGUUCUCUUCAGUUGCGACGGCUUUACAGCACAGAUCAGUUCAUACACAAGAAAGAAAACAUUCAUGUAAAGUUUGUCAGAAAAGAUUUCGAUUAAAAUCUGCUCUGCGUAAUCACAUGAGACUUCAUCAAGAUAGUAAAGACUUUGUUUGUGAAGUAUGCGGAAUGUCAUUCAAGAUGGCACAAGGAUUGCGAAUGCAUCGGCUUCGGUACCAUGACAGGGUAAGGUAUAAGUGUGAUCACUGUAGCAGGAAGUUCAAGUGUUUAGGCGGCAAAAAGUAUCAUUUUCUGAAAGAACACAGAGAAAUUGCUGAGCAGGCAGGAUUAAAAACUUAUCCAUGCAAUUUCUGCGAUCGUAUUUCAUCGAGUCAUCAGGAAUACUUACGACACGAAAGUUCUCACAUUGAUAAUAAGAUACAUUAUUGUGACCUCUGCAAUAAUAGAUUUCCAACAAUUUCACAGCUGAAUGAACACAGAAAGUCACAUUUUGGCAGACAGAAGAAUUACAUGUGCAAAAUCUGCUCAUUCAAGGCAAGCUCGCCAUAUAAACUAAGGCGUCAUCUUGCCUCCACAAAACAUCUUGAAAAUUGCACAACUCAAGGUUAUAAUUCAAUAGCAGCCAUGAACAUGGAUGAUCCCAAUAUUGUUAAAAUACCGAUUAAGCGAGAAAGGCAUUUGUCUGAAAGAGAUGUCAAAAACGAGAAUGAGAAUCUAUUGACAGACCAAACAAACACGGUUUCUAUAGAAACAGAACAAGAAUUACUUAAUCAGGUUGAUUUUUCAUUAGGAGAUGAUGAGAGUUCACAGACAGAAGAAAGUGUCGUAGAGGUUAAAUAUGUAGAAAUUCCAUACAGCAUAGGAGAAGGCUCUCAUAUUAUUUACACAGAGGACAAUAAUUUGGUCUAUAGAGUUAUUGAAGAUGGUGAAACAGGCAGUUUAGUUGAAGGGGCAAAUACUAUUAUUUACGAUCCCUCGAUAAAUCAGGCUGUGGAAUCCAUUUUGAAACUACAGCAAAGUUCCCCAACGAAUUUAUAACUCAUUGUUGUGAAGAUAAUUGUAAGGAAUAAGCCUUCAGUAUUGGAUUUUCCAAUUUUGUUUAUUUUCUAUUUGUACAAUUUGGCAAUUGCCAAUCCGACCACUGGGCAAGAAAACUCUUGUGAAUUUGGCCUCAAAAGAUGUUUAUGAAUUUAAGGUUUCUAGUGCAUAGGGUGCAAAUCACACAACUAAGAUGUAUUUACUUUCAUCUCCCUAAACCUAAGGGGCAUCUAAUAAUACUAUCCUUCAAACUUGCAGUCAUUCAUUCAUUUGUCAUUUCGUUUGAGAGAUCUAAUAAUCAUUUCAAUUACAUGCAUAUAUAUACAUAUUUUGUACUUGACUGAUCUUUCAAAAAACCACCUUAAAGAAUAAGAACAGUCAUCUUUUGUUCCUUUGAAAUAAUAUUUUAAAUAUCCCUGUCCUGGUAAAUUGUUUUUUUAUGAAUAUCAGGGGGAAAAUUUGAUUGCAUUUUCUGGGAUUAGGUCAGUGCAAGAACCUCCUCAUUCAUUUCCCUAGAAACCUUAUCAAUAUCAUGCAUGCAUGGCUAUAACAUGGAUUUUUUUUUAUUAAUUGUUGAUUUGAAUUGCAUAUAUAUAUAUAUAUUAAUGUUUUUAUUAAACUAUUUACUUCAAU